Molecule: messenger RNA, 2019 nt
Organism: Suillus plorans
Lineage: Eukaryota; Fungi; Basidiomycota; Agaricomycetes; Boletales; Suillaceae
Product: MFS general substrate transporter
Exons: 18
Coding region: 348-1850 (500 amino acids)
Biological process (GO): transmembrane transport
Cellular component (GO): membrane
Molecular function (GO): transmembrane transporter activity
Source: RefSeq, a predicted model, not a curated record
AGUCGAUCGGCGGCACCGUACAAAUUUGCCACUCCGAGAAAGUCUGACAUAAGUUGCCGCCAUCAGUGGCACAAUUUUACGUCAUCACCCUGCAGAGCUGGCAGCACUCCUGCGGGAUUGAGCUGGUCGGAAUCUGAUGAAUGAUGUGGGUGUUCCGUAACUACCACAGAGUUAUCAUAGGUAUCGACCCAUUCAUUAUCCAUGAAGCAGUGUUUUUUUACUUCUCAGGGUCUGUGAAACCGAAGAGGCCUCGGUCCGUGACGGAAUGAAUAUUUAGCAUACGGCUACCCUGAAUCCUGAUAGUCUGGUCGAAUCCGAGUCUCCGACCUCUGGCCAACUUACCAAGGAUGUCAAGCCACUCAUUUAACCAGUCAUUCCUUUCCAUUACUUUAACGCAGGGUAGUACAGACUCGCUGCACAAGAGCGGCAUCGCGACGGUCCUUCAUAUAGAGGAAAAACAAAUUGCCGAGGAGCUCAAUCCGGGAGAAAGAGCACGCAUUCUGCGCAAGCUCGAUUGGCAUUUGUUACCAUUCGUGUCGUUAUUAUACAUGUUGUCAUUCUUGGACCGGGCCAAUGUUGGAAAUGCGAAAGUCGCUGGCAUGUCUAAAGACCUGAAUUUGAUCGGUCUCAGGUACAACAUUGCGGCGGCCGUCUUUUUUAUACUGUAUAGCUUUGCUGAGGUCCCCUCGAAUAUUGCGCUGAAGCUAUUCAGACCAUCACGCUGGAUACCAAUUAUCAUGCUCGCAUGGGGUCUCGUGAUGACCCUUAUGUGUCUCGUUGAUUCAUUUCGAUCUCUUGUCGUAGCUCGGAUGUUCCUAGGCUUGACAGAAGCGGGUUUAUUCCCUGGAGUGACCUACUACAUAUCUCUCUGGUAUCCACGAUCUGAACAGUCUAAGCGCAUUGCCAUAUUCUUUUCUGCAGCAACAGUCGCAGGUGCUUUCGGCGGACUCCUUGCGUAUGGUAUCGAGCAUUUGGAAGGCAUCGGAGGAUUGCAUGGUUGGCAAUGGAUUUUCUUAUUAGAGGGUGCUGCCACCCUAUUCGUAGCAUGUCUCUCGUUUUUCUUCAUGCAUGAUUAUCCCGAAACGGCCACGUUUCUCACCGAGACAGAGAGAGCAUACGUGAUAGAUAUGCUCAAACAAGAUGCGAAUAAUCUCGCCACACACUACCAUAUUCGAUUUGUCUUGCAGGCCAUGAAAGAUUACAAGACUUACAUUCAAGUUUUUAUCUACAUGGGGCUGCUCGUCCCUGUUUAUGCCAUCGCUCUCUUUACGCCAACUAUCAUCAAUGAACUCGGCUAUUCCACUACCCAUGCUCAGUUGCUCUCAGCCCCACCGUUUCUUGCAGGAUGCUUCGCCACAAUCCUAGUUGGAAUCUACUCUGACAAGUACCAAAUUCGCGGCCCAUUUAUCAUUGGUGGCGCCUGCGUGUCUAUUGUGGGAUACAUCUUACUUUAUUGUGACGGGCCAGCAGGCAUGUCGUAUACUGGAGCUUGUCUGGCUGCUAUCGGUGUCUAUCCAACAAUUGCAGUCGAUCUUGCUUGGGCAGGCUCAAAUGCAGGAGGCGACUUGAAGCGUGGCGUUGUGAUAGCGAUGGUCAUUGGCCUUGGAAACCUGGGAGGUAUUUGCUCCUCAUUCGUUUACAUCGAUCCGCCGAAUUUCCACAUUGGACAUGGCACUAUCAUGGGAUUCCUUUGUCUCUCAAUUUCGCUGAGCCUGUUCGCUAUGUGGGACUGUAGCCGGCUUAAUAAAAAUAAGGAAGCGCAGUGUCAGGCGGAAGGUCUUACUGACAGCAGAAAAAAUGAAUUCAGGGAUAUGGGCGAUGCCAGUCCGUUGUUCAGAUAUGCUAUAUAAAACGCACGCCUACCCAAACUGUCCUUUUCAACAUCCCAUUAUCGUACAUCUCAUUUAAUACUAAGUUAGACAAUACAUUAAAAUGAUAGUUAACUUCUACGGGUUGAAUAUCUACCAUUCAUUUGUGGACCAAGACCUGAUUCGUGAACUUCGACAGCAAUUGAUUAGG